This is a messenger RNA of [Torrubiella] hemipterigena, 7635 nucleotides long. Lineage: Eukaryota; Fungi; Ascomycota; Sordariomycetes; Hypocreales; Clavicipitaceae. The record is from the annotation of a GenBank genome assembly.
AUGGUCGCCAUCCACAGUACUCAAGAUGAUUCCUAUCCCUCCCCUAUUGUCAAUAAUAGUGUCAAUGGGAACGGGAUGUAUGCCAACGGCACAACGAAUGGAAACGUUCACAGCAAUGGCAUCAUGAACGGUCAAGCUACUCAAAACGACGCCACCCAGAAUGGCGAGUCUAUCUUUUCACCUAUUGCCAUCUGUGGCAUGGCGUGUCGUCUUCCUGGAGGCAUUGCUUCUCCAGAACAGCUGUGGGAGUUUCUCUUGGAAGGAGGUGAUGCGAGAACCCGCGUCCCCAAGUCCCGCUUCAACAUUGACGCCUAUCACUCCUCGACAAAGAAACCUGGUGCCACAAUUACAGAGUACGGUUACUUUCUCGAUGAGGAUGUCGACAUCGGGGCUCUCGACAUCUCAUUCUUCUCCAUGCCACGCAAUGAAGUGGCCAGACUCGAUCCUCAACAGAGAUUGCUGCUAGAAGUGGCUAGAGAGUCUAUUGACGACGCCGGCGAAGUUGGCUGGAAAGGUAGCAACAUUGGCGUAUACGUUGGCACCUUUUCACAAGAUUGGUACGACGCCUUUAACAAAGACUCUUCAAAGUACGGCAUUUACCAAGCUACUGCCACGCACGACUUUAUGGUAUCUGAGCGACUAUCUCAUGAAAUGGAUCUUCGUGGUCCAAGUAUGACUAUUCGCACAGCUUGCUCUUCUGCCUUUGUGGGCCUCAACGAAGCAUGCAUGUCUAUUGCCAGAGGAGACUGCAAAUCCGCCAUUGUCGGUGGAAGCAGCAUUAUCAUGGCUCCCAGUUUAAUGGCCGCCAUGUCUGAGCAAGGCGUGUUGAGCCCUGACGGUUCGUGCAAGACAUUUUCUGCUGCGGCCAACGGCUAUGCUAGAGGAGAGGCCAUUGUCUCCUUUUACGUCAAGUCCCUAGAUGCCGCCAUUGCCGACGGCAACCCCAUCAGGGCCGUUAUUGCUGGCACUUCGACCAACUUUGACGGCAAGACGCCUACUUUGUCCAUGCCUAAUCCUGAGGCUCAGGAGGCGUUGAUUAGACAGGCAUACAAGGUCGCUGGCAUCUCCGACUUUGCCAAGACGGGCUUCUUCGAGUGCCACGGAACUGGCACGAGUGCUGGUGAUCUCGUUGAGACUAGUGCUGUAGCCGCCGUCUUUGGCCAAGAUGGAGUUCACAUUGGUUCUGUCAAGCCUAACUUGGGCCACUCUGAGGGAGCGUCUGGCCUGACGUCUCUGCUCAAAGCCGUCCUGGCUCUCGAGCACAAGACCAUCCCUCCCAAUAUCAAGUCGUUGCCGCUCAACCCCAAGAUCCCCUUUGAAGACAAGAAGCUUACAGUUCCUCACGAGGCAAAGGAUUGGCCUGCUGAUCGUGACGAACGAGUUAGUAUUAAUUCGUUUGGUGUGGGCGGCGCCAAUGCCCAUGUCAUUGUUGAGUCUGCUGCCAGAUAUAGGACUAAUCCUAACCCUGAACCGCUGCAUGGCAUCCGAGCCAGUGAUUCCAAGCCGCAGCUCAUGGUAUACUCUGCGAAUACAGCACAGUCGUUGAAGGAUCUCGUUCAGAUACACCGGUCUUUCCUAGGCAAAACAGAAUUAGACUACGAGGAUAUCGCCCUAACUUUGGCAACAAGAAGAGAACACCUGGGCCACAGAUCGUUUGCUGUCGUGACAAAGAAUACCUUUGACGCCGCAGUAGAGUUGCCAGUGCAAGAUGCUGGAAAGGCUGGACAAGCUGCACCGUCGUUGGUCAUGGUUUUCACCGGACAAGGCGCAGCGUGGCCCCGAUUUGGAAGAGAGCUACUGCUUACUAACCCAAUCUUUGCUAACAGUGUCAAGUCUCUCGACGCUCAGCUUCAGACCCUGGGCAAGAUUGCUCCCAGCUGGUCCUUGGUCGAUGAGCUUUGUAAGCCAGCUAAGACGAGCCGCGUCUAUGAAGCUGAAUUCUCUCAGCCUCUUUGCACAGCCGUGCAGAUUGCCCUUCUUGAUCUGUUUGCCUCUCUGGGCGUCACGCCUGCUGCUGUGGUUGGCCAUUCUUCUGGUGAGAUUGCUGCCGCAUAUGCCGCCGGGGGUUUAACUGCGUACGAGGCCAUUGUUGCUGCUUUCCUACGCGGCGCUACUACAAAAGUCCAGACGCAGCAAGGAGGCAUGGCUGCGGUUGGCCUUGGCUGGGAAGUGGCCAAGAAGCACAUUGCGCCUGGCGUUGUUAUUGCCUGUGACAAUGCGCCCAACAGCGUCACUCUUUCUGGCGAUGUGGAUAAGCUCGAGCAAGUUGUCGCUGCUGUCAAAGAGGCACAUCCCAACGUUCCUGCUACGAUGCUCAAGGUCGAAAAGGCAUAUCAUUCUCACCACAUGGAGCUCCUUGGUGCCGACUAUCAGCAGUCGAUGGAGGAUGCUGGCAUAGUCGGACGACAGCCUGUGAUCCCCUUCUUCUCUAGCAUGACGGGAAAGCGUUUUGGUCUCGAGACCAACGACAGGUUUGGCCCGUCGUACUGGAGAGCCAACUUGGAGAAGCCAGUCCUGUUCCGAUCUGCGGUAGCGGGUAUCGUCCAUUACCCUGAGAUUGAGAAUGAGCUCUUCCUGGAGCUUGGUCCUCACUCGGCCUUGGCUGGACCUUUACGACAGAUCCUCACACACAACGGAAGCAAUGCUCCCUAUGUUGCUUCACUCGUACGCAACCAGCACAGCGUCGAGUCCUUCCUGACAGCUCUUGGCAAGCUCUUUACGCAUCACGUUGAUGUCAACUUCACUACUCUAUUUCCGAGAGGAACUGUCGUCUCUGAUAUGCCUCGCUACCCUUGGGACCACCAGCGUCGCUAUUGGCACGAAUCGCGCGUGUCCAAGGAGUGGCGAUGGCGAGAGCAUCCUCACCACGAUCUGCUGGGUAUUCGCGUUCCCGAGUGCACUGACCUUGAGCCAGUCUGGCGAAACCUGUUGCACAUUGAAAAUGUUCCUUGGGUGGCUGAUCACAGGCUCAACGACGGCAUCGUCUUUCCAUUUGCAGCCUAUGUAGGCAUGGCGGCCGAAGCUGCUCGACAAAUGUCUGGUUUACAGGAUGGCGUGUCUCUGCGUCACGUAAUCGUUAGCAAUGCGCUGCUCAUCAACGAGGAGGCACCGACUGAGCUUGUGACUACUCUUCGUCCUCAUCGACUUACAGACUCACUCAACAGUGAGUUCUGGUGGGACUUUACUAUUGCAUCUCACAACGGCCACGUCUGGACCAAGCACUGCUCUGGCGAGGUCCGCGGUGAAUCCUUCAAAGAGGUGGCUGCCUGCAAGGUGCAAGAUCUUCCUCGCAAAGUAGACAUGGGAAGAUGGCAGGAUGUGCUGAGAAAGGCCGGCCUCAACUAUGGCCCCCUCUUCACGACCUUGCAGGACGUCAAGUGCACCACUGGUGUUGGGGAUCUCAGCGCUACUGGAUGGAUGGAAAAUAAUAGAUGGGGCCAAGAAUCCCAGUAUCAUCUGCAUCCCGUCAUAUUGGAUUCGUACUUUCAGCUCUUGAGCGUUGCUCGCGCCAACGGCGUUGCCCACACGUAUCGACGCCUCAUUGCAGCGAGCGUCGAGUCUCUGACGCUUUACCGAAACAGCGCCCCCGAGCUGAGCUUGGCUGCUACUACCGUCUCUACCGAGGAUGGUCUGAUUGGUCACGGUGAGUGCGUCGCUGACAAUGGCCAAGCUGUGCUUAUAGCAUCUGGUGUCCGUAUCUCCUUGUUUGAAGAAGGAGAAACUGAAGAGGACAAUGCCAUGCCUUUGACUGCUCGCGUCGAAUGGGUUCCUCAUAUCGACUUUCAGAAGACGCAAGAUCUUAUUCAGCAUUCUGGCGUUCAAAACGACGCUUUGCCCAUCUUGACUGAGCUUGCACAGACCGCCAUCAACCUAUCUCAAGUUCUCAUCAAAGAUAUUGAGGCCUCGACGACAGCAUUGCAAAAGUAUAAAAGCUGGCUGCUUCAGCAGUGCACUGUCGACAGUUUGCAUGAUCUCGACGUUGCUGCAUCCUUUCAGAAGAUGCAAAGUCUCAGACAUCGUCUCCAAGGCACUUCUGCUGCCCAUGCUUCAGACGCCAUCAAUGCCAUUUUAAACAACAUUGAGCUUGUCUUGCGGGGCGAAAAGUCCGGCUUCGAGGUCCUCAAUGCAAAUGGUGACCUUGAAAACUUUAUGACCUUCCUGCAAGAAUGCGAUGAUGCUAGAUAUAUCGCUACUUUGGCACAAACCAAGCCAAACCUUAAAGUACUGGAACUUGAAGCUGGUCUCGGAGCAAAGACAAAGAGCAUCCUCCGAAGCCUCACCAGAGCCAAUGACCAGAUCCUCUAUUCACAGUAUGUAUUCGCGGAUGCGUCGUCUGGUAUUAUCAAUAGUGCCAAGGAGAGCUUCAAGGGCACCCCCAACUUGGAAUUCGUUGCCUGGGUCGUCAACCAAGACGCCGCAGAUGCUGGUUUUGAGCAAGGCCAAUUCGAUCUCAUCAUUGCCUCUGGGGUUCUCAACGGUACUUCUAGUGUACAAGAGAGUCUCCGCAACAUACACCAGCUCUUGGCUCCAGAGGGCCGCUUACUUCUCCAGGAACCAGCUCCAGGCCUUGCUUGGACCAAAUUUAUCCUUGGCGCCUUGCCCAGCUUUUGGAACUAUGAUCUCAAUGGACAUGCAGAGGAACCCUUCAUCUCUCAGCCAAGAUGGGAAGAGGAGUUAAAGGCAGCUGGGUUUGGCGAUAUUGAUGCCAUCACCAGCAACUCGGAGACGGCGUCUACCAUCAUUGUGGCAAAGCCGCAACCAAAGGCAAUCGCUGUCAAGAAGAUUACUCUUCUAACGAAUGGAAAUGCUCCCACUUCCAUCAUCAACGGCCUAGAAAGUCGAGGUUACGAGAUUACCCAGUGCACCCUUGAUCAGACGCCUCCUGCUGGUCAAGACGUCCUCGCUGUGCUUGACCAGGACACGCCAUUCUUUGACAAUAUCAACGAAGCUCGCUUCAUCCAGUUCAAGGCAUUUGUAAAUGGUCUGAAUGGAGCUGGCCUCUUGUGGCUUACCAAGCUCUGCAGCGUCGGAUGCCAAGAUCCUCGCUACGGACCUGUAGUCGGUCUUGCUCGCACGCUGCGUUCCGAAAUGGAUAUUUCUUUUGCUGUCUGCGAGACCGAGAGCAUGGAGUCAUCGUCCGAUCUGGAUUCUCUGGCAGCCAUUUUGGAAAAGUUCCAAGGUCGUAGUCAGGAUGGUCCUAUGAACGCCGACUAUGAGUAUGCCAUUUACAAGGGCGACGUUCUCAACAGCCGAAUCUUUCCCUUUGCUCUGGAAGAUGAACAGACCGCUUCAUCCGACUCAGGCAAGGAGGCAACUCUAUCCAUCGCUCAGCAAGGCCGUCUUGACAGUCUUUGCUGGGCUCCCAUGACUGUCGAGGGCCUGAAGGAAGACGAAGUGGAAGUCGAGGUUUACGCUUCUGGUCUCAACUUUAGAGUAUGUUGCCUAAUCUGUAACGUUACUAUCUUAUUCGCACCAUUUAUACUAACAUAUUGAUAGGAUGUCUUGGUAGCUAUGGGUAUUAUCGACCGUCGCAUACCGACUUUUGGCUAUGAAGCUGCUGGAGUUGUCCGUCGCGUCGGGCCCAAGGCUACUAAGCUCAAGGUCGGAGACAGAGCAGUAUUUAUGGGCACAAAGACGUUCUCGACUGUUGUUACAGCUCCUGAAGUUCUCUACGAGAAAAUGCCGGGCAGCAUGAGCUUCAGCGAAGGCGCGUCUAUGCCUCUUGUCUUCGCCACGGCCAUCUACUCCCUCAUCGAUAUUGGUCAACUCUGCCAAGGCCAGUCGGUAUUGAUUCACAGCGGCUGUGGUGGCGUAGGUCUCGCGGCCAUACAGAUUGCCCAAAUGCUAGGCGCCCAAGUCUUUACCACGGUCAGCAGUGAAGAAAAAGUCAAGUACCUCAUGGACACAUACGGCAUCCCACGUAACAACAUCUUCCAGUCUCGCAACACGUCAUUUGUUGAGGAUCUUCUCCGUGAAACCAAUGGCAAAGGCGUUGAUCUGGCUCUCAACUCUCUUUCCGGCGAGCAGCUACAUGCCACCUGGAAAUGUAUUGCUAAAUGGGGUAAGCUUGUCGAGAUUGGCAAGAGAGAUCUUCUCGGAGCUGCGAAGCUGGACAUGACGCCCUUUUUGGACAACCGUAGCUACUGCUGUGUCGAUCUCGAUCAGAUGAGCCGUGAACGACCUCACAUUGUCAGCAGACUGUUGAGAAAUAUGAUGGACUUUUUCCGCCAAGGCCACGUCAAGCCGAUCCGCAUCGAGCAGAUUACCAGUGCUGCCUCUGUCCAAGACGCUUUCCGGUUCAUGCAGCAGGGCAAGCACAUUGGCAAGAUUAUUCUUCAGCUUCGUGAUGACACGGGCAAGCUUGAACUUGGUGAGGUGAAUGGCGUCCAGAUGGGCGGCAUGUUCUUGGACUCAAGCGCAUCAUAUCUUUUGAUUGGCGGUCUUGGAGGUCUUGGACGCGCCAUGUCUGUCUGGCUCGUAAGCCACGGAGCCAAGAAUCUCGCAUUCAUGUCUCGAAGUGCUGGCAAGUCGCAGCGUGAUCUGGACUUUGCCCGAGAAAUUGAAAGCAUGGGGUGCACUGUUCAGCUUGUCCAGGGAGACGUGACCAACGUGGAUGAUGUCGCUCGCGUUAUCGAUGGAGUGGUUGCUCCUCUUAAGGGCAUCAUCCAAAUGUCUAUGGUUUUGCGCGAUCAAAUGUUUGAGGGCAUGAGCAUGCAAGACUGGGAUGACGUCAAUCGACCCAAGGUUCAAGGAACCUGGAAUCUUCACACGCUAACGGCUUCUCGAAACAUUGAACUCGACAUGUUUGUCUUGUUCAGCUCGCUGUCCGGAAUUGUCGGACAAACAGGACAGGCCAACUACGCCGCGGCCAACACAUUCCUAGACUCCUUUGUCCAGUACCGCGUGAACCAGGGCCUUGCUUGCACUGCCAUUGACCUCGGCGCCAUGGAGGGAGUUGGCUAUCUAUCUGAGAACACGGAACUUCUGCGCAAGAUGCAAGGUACUGGCUGGCGAGUCGUUCAAGAAGCUCAACUGCUCCGCGGGCUCGAGGCUAGCAUACGUACCAGUCUAGGCCGCAGAGCACACGCCUCUCAGUGCAACUUUCUGUUGGGUAUUUCUCCGUCCGUACCUCUAAGUAGUCCUGACAGCAACUCCCGCCUCCGUCGGGAUGCUCGCAUGGCCGUCUACCACAAUGCAAGCAGCAGCAGCAAGGCCGGUUCUGGUGGCGACGAUGGACUGCGAUCGUUCCUCAAAUCGGUCAAGAGUGAUCCCAAUAUGCUUAGAUCCGUUGAAAGCACAACCUUCUUGGCUCUGGAGAUUGGAAAGAAGCUUUUUAAUCUGCUGUUGAGGGCGGACGAUGAGGAGAUCAACAUCAAGAUGAACACGGCUGACAUUGGCCUAGACUCACUGGUUGCGGUAGAAUUGAGAGGAUGGUGGAAGUUGAGUUUCGGAUUUGAUAUUGCUAUUUUGGAAAUGUUGGGAAUGGGAACUUUGGAGGCUCUGGGCAAGUUUGCUGCAGAGCGGUUGUUGGUUCUGCUCGACGGCUGAGGAUAUUGACUCGUACUUUAUUGAUAGAUUAGAGCUGGUUUAUAUAGAUUUUAGAUUUCAUUAUUAAUUAUCAUGUUCAUUCCAUUA